ACUGCCUCUGGUCGGUUUGACAAUUUCAAAAGGCGCAUUUCCACUGAGGCAACAUUUAGGCAACAUGUAGCAUGCGACAAUGACGCAUGCUACACUCAGUCUUUCAAUUGGAACAACAUGUUGACCACUGUUUUCCAGACGCAUGCGUCAGCUUUCUACAAGAUUCAGCGUGUCGAACGAUGUCGGCUUUUAUCCCAUAGCCAUCGGUUCGGUGCUACAUGUAGUUUGCGACAUGGAGUGGACUAUAGAGAAAACAACUUUGUUUAUUGAAGAUUAUCACAAUUCUCCAGAAUUAUGGAAUAAUAAAAUUGCUGCUUAUAAAGACAACAGACUUAAAAAUGAUAAGUUAAAACAAAUAGCGACGAAAUACGAAUGUACCGUGAUUGAAGUGAAAAAUAAAAUCAAAAAUCUACGUUCCGCGUUCCAUCGUGAAAGAAAAAAGCUACAGUCAAAGAAAAGUGGCUCAUCUCCUCUCACGAAAGGCAAAUGGUUUGCGUUUGAGCUUUUGAGUUUUUUACUAGACGUCGAUAAACAUAGACGAACAACAUCAACGGCCAGCGACAACGGAGAGGAAUCUGCGGUGAGUUUUUUUUGCACUAAAAUAUAGGGUCGCACCAGCA
Molecule: messenger RNA, 620 nt
Organism: Acanthoscelides obtectus
Lineage: Eukaryota; Metazoa; Arthropoda; Insecta; Coleoptera; Chrysomelidae
Source: the annotation of a GenBank genome assembly